GUAGGUUUUUUAUGGCAGUGGGGAAAUGACACGAGUGAGCGACAGGAGCCGCCUACCGUGAAUCGGGUGGACAAAAAAAACCUAUACAUGUCGCGGUAGACUUCGAAAUUGGUCAGGUUCCUUGAUGGAAGUGAGCUACCAUUACAGGACUAGUGUCACGGAUUGAAGUCCGCAGCGAGAUUCCUCCACACCACUACUGCCGGCUGGGUCUUAGGAUGGAGGAGGAGGAGGAGGAUGAUGAUGAUGAUGGUGCUGGAAGAAGGGUGCAGCAGCAGCAGCAGCAGCGUAUUAAAAAAUGCAAAACGGCCCUCUGAUUGGUCGCUCCGGCUGCAGGCUAAGCCCACUCCGUUUCAUCCCCAAAAGAAGAAGGCCAAGGGAGCCUAUGGGAGAGCUCGGCUGUCUCCUCCCACGACGUGCACGCCAAAGUUGCCCUCUUCAACUACUUCCACGGAGCCAGCAGACAUUACACUCACGCCAAAUGCACCAAGGGGAAAAUAGUAUCUGCGCAUUUUACCCAACUCCAGACUUUUAAGCACUACAGACUUUUCAUUAUAAAAUCAUUUUAUACCAUCAGUAAUCUAUUUUAAGAAGACCAUCACUUAUUUAUCUCCCCUUUCCUCUCUCUCGCAUGAGAAUUACCAGUUUUCUCCACCUGGGAUUGGAAUUUCGCUGCAUAUUUUUUUUUUCUUUUUUGUGUGCAUUUUUGGUUCCCAUAACAUUCCCUUCUCUUGUUUCAUUUUGGACUUUGUGAGAGAAACAGCAGCUGCAGCUCCAGAGUUCCCUUGUUUGUAGCGGUGGUGGUGCUGACCCAGUAGCUGCAGGAUGGCUACUUUGCCCGGAACAGUGCCUCGGAUGGUGCGCCCCACUCCGGGCCAGAACUACCCACGAACCGGCUUCCCUCUGGAAGUGUCCACCCCUCUGGGCCAGGGCCGUGUCAACCAGCUGGGCGGCGUGUUCAUCAACGGGAGGCCCCUACCCAACCACAUCCGACACAAGAUAGUGGAGAUGGCCCACCACGGCAUCCGGCCCUGCGUCAUCUCGCGGCAACUGCGGGUCUCUCACGGCUGCGUGUCGAAGAUCCUGUGCCGAUACCAGGAGACUGGUUCCAUCCGUCCCGGGGCCAUCGGAGGCAGCAAGCCCAGGCAGGUGGCCACUCCUGAUGUGGAGAAGAGGAUCGAGGAGUACAAGAGAGAGAACCCGGGUAUGUUCAGCUGGGAGAUCCGGGAUAAGCUGCUGAAGGACGGGGUGUGCGACAGAAGCACGGUUCCUUCAGGUGAGGCUUCAUCUGUGAGCUCCAUCAGCCGCGUUUUGAGGGCCCGAUUUGGCAAAAAAGAUGACGAGGAUGACUGUGAUAAGAAGGAUGAAGACGGAGAAAAGAAAACAAAGCAUAGCAUCGAUGGCAUCCUCGGUGAUAAAUGUAGCCGCACAGACGACGGUUCCGACGUGGAUUCGGAACCCGAUUUGCCGUUGAAGAGGAAGCAGAGGCGCAGUCGCACCACCUUCACCGCCGAGCAGCUGGAGGAGCUGGAGAAGGCUUUUGAGAGGACACAUUACCCGGACAUCUACACCCGGGAGGAGCUGGCUCAGAGGACCAAGCUGACCGAGGCCAGAGUGCAGGUGUGGUUCAGCAACAGAAGGGCCAGGUGGCGUAAACAAGCCGGAGCCAAUCAGCUGGCCGCCUUCAACCACCUGCUUCCUGGGGGGUUCCCACCUACAGGGAUGCCCACUUUACCCACAUACCAGCUCCCGGAGGCUAGCUACCCUAGCACCACGCUAUCACAAGAGGGCAGCAGUACCUUGCACAGACCACAGCCCCUGCCCCCGUCCUCCAUGCACCAGGGAGGUCUGAGCGCCGACAGCAGCUCGGCGUACGGCCUAUCGUCCAACCGCCACAGCUUCUCCAGUUACUCAGACUCCUUCAUGAGCCCCUCAGCGUCCAGCAACCACAUGAACGCGGUCGGCAACGGGCUCUCUCCCCAGGUGAUGAGUAUCCUGAGCAACCCCAGCGCCGUGCCCUCCCAGCCUCAGCACGACUUCUCCAUCUCGCCGCUACACGGCAGCCUGGAGAGCUCCAACCCCAUCUCGGCCAGCUGCAGCCAGCGCUCAGACCCCAUCAAGAGCGUGGAUAGCCUGGCUUCCUCGCAGUCCUACUGCCCCCCUACCUACAGCGCCACCAGCUACAGCGUGGACCCCGUCACUGCUGGAUACCAGUACAGCCAGUAUGGACAGACUGCCGUGGACUACCUGGCCAAGAACGUGAGUUUGUCCACCCAAAGGAGGAUGAAGCUUGGAGACCACUCGGCCGUGCUGGGACUGCUGCAGGUGGAGACGGGGCAGGCUUACUGAACCCCCCCCGCCCCCACCCUCGUUCACAAACACAUCCAAACUCCAUCAAGUGGGGACCCGCCCUCCACAAGUCCAGCAGAAGGAACGGGACGUGCCGUUGCUCUGCAAGAGGGGACGGGGCCACACUUUAAAUGGGUCCACAUAUUGGACCCCUGCCCCAGAGCCAUUGGCAACAAGUACUCAUGUGACCUUGAUGUUGAUAGUAGUUAACAAAUAUCAUUUCUUCUUUUUUUGAUAUGAUUGUUAAUAAUGAUAAUAUUCUUGUGCUUAUUAUUGCUAACGUUGUUUGACUCCACUGGUGUGUUCGUGAGGAGGAGCACAAUGAUUGUUUUCCAAGCUGCCCCCCCCCCGCAAUUCCCACCCCCUCACUUUUAGUGAGCGAUUUGACCUUCCCGCUUUCAUAUCCAUCUUGACAUUCCAAAAGAACUUGGCCACUCUGUGGGAAGUCUGGCUGGAGGGAUCCUGCAGGGAAUUUUAAGCAGUGUUUUGGCCGCCAAUAGCGCCCCCCCCCUCCGCCUCCACACCCGCCUCUAACCUCCACCCCAUCCUUAGCUGCGGUCCACAGGGAAGUGGGGGCUUUGUUGUAAAAACCGGAUUGGGGAAAUUAAUGUAUUUUGUUUAGAAAUAUGGAGGCCUAACUGCAUUACACCCCCCCCCCCCCCCCCUCUAAUUGCCCUCUGCUAGUGUGGAAAGCAGAUUAAAUCACAUACAUUCACAGUCAAACCCCUCCUCUUAUUAUUCCUACUUUCUCUUUACGGAGCACAUCUUGUACAAACGCACCUUCACUUCAAUCAUUCCUGACAAACAUUCCACCGUAAGCAGCAUUCCAACUCUUCUUCCUUGGAAAAAGGACACAAGUUGAGCCACUUACUUGACAAAAAUGACAAUAAAAAGUUGUUCAUGUUCAUGAAAAUUGUGGGAAAAAAAGUACAUGUAAAAAAAAAUAAAACUACAAGAAUCAAAGCAGAAUAAUAUAAUUUUUACGAGAACAUAUGGAGUCCUACAUUUCCAAAUAAAAAGUAGUAAUAUUACUAGAAUAAUUAUUACGAUGAAUAAAGUUGUCAUAUUUCGAGGAAAAACAAUUUCACAUGAAGUAAGUCAAUGUGAGUCCCGGUUCCCAUCCAUGCUCGAAACUCGAUGCCCAACACUACUUGGACGAAAAAUGACGAAAAGGACGAAAAAUGCUGUUAUUUACAUGAAGGAAGUUAUCACAUUCAGAGAAAAAAGACCUUAUUUUACAGUAAUAAAGUUGCCUCUUUACCAAAAUUGUAAAUUAACGUUAUAAUAGAAGCAUUCCAAAACAAUAUCUUUGACUCUAAAGCAUGAUAUGAAAAAGGACAAAAAAUGCUGUUAUUUACGUGAAUGAAGUUAUCACAUACAGAGAAAAAAUACCUUAUUUUACAGGAAUAAAGUUGCCUCUUUGCCAAAAUUGUAAAUUAACGUUAUAAUAGAAGCAUUCCAAAACAAUAUCUUUGACUCAGAAUGCAACCCGAGCCCCCAAUGACAUCGUCGUCAUCAACGAAAUGUACAAAACUAAAGAAUGGUGGAUACCAACCAUGUGUGCAGCACUCCUAGUUGACCUCCAACAUGAUCCAGGACCACUUUGUCAUUUUCUUUCUUUUCCUUUAAAAAGUGUACAGUCGUCAUUUGUUUAUAAAGAAAUAUGUUUUAUACUAAAACAAAACUGGCUGUCUGGCAACUUUCUGUUUUGUUUGACUUGUAUUUAAUUGCGUUGGAAGCCUGUGCAGGGAUGGAGAACAUGUCAGUGUUUUGGACUUAAUUCCCUAUCCAAUGGAAAAAGUGGACCAAAAGUGCUGCCAAUGGAUGACAGGACCACUGUAGUGUACAUUUUAUACCAUGGCGGAUGGAUCUCUUUUUCACCGCCUUGACCUCUCGGACUGAUCAAUGCAAGACAGACAGGACUGCACCUUCCCGGGACACGCCCCCUCCAACUGAUUUGUUGACGAGAUGAGAACUUUACUCCGCGCACUGAACUGCAGCUUCUCCUGUGAACUUGUGUACAGGUAUAUUUAAAAAAAAAAGAAGAAGAAAUUAGAAUUGUCUUUAGUGUAUCAAUGCCGUUUCUAACACUUCAAUAAACAUUUGGAUAUUUAAGGCGUCUUAUUCCCCCGUCGCCCUCUACCCGACCCUUAAUCUGUUUAGUUGCUUUCUGACAUCCUUGCUUUCUCUUCUGUUGGCAUGUGUGUAUAUGAUCAUACGUAUAAUUUAUUCUGCUGUAUCAAUAUUAGACUAGUGGCAAAACUUGUAUUGCUAUUUACUACCUUCAGCCUGUGGGUGUGUUUACUGUAACACUGGCGUAACUGUUAUCAAAUAAAGAUCAC
Messenger RNA from Doryrhamphus excisus (bluestripe pipefish), 4688 nucleotides. It is a transcript of the gene pax7a, whose product is annotated as paired box 7a. Lineage: Eukaryota; Metazoa; Chordata; Actinopteri; Syngnathiformes; Syngnathidae. Gene Ontology annotation, biological process: anatomical structure development; regulation of transcription by RNA polymerase II. Gene Ontology annotation, molecular function: DNA-binding transcription factor activity, RNA polymerase II-specific; RNA polymerase II cis-regulatory region sequence-specific DNA binding. The record is from RefSeq and is a predicted model, not a curated record.